AGUUUUGCCAUGUCGAAUAAUGUUGUUAAUCCUCUGCUCUAUGCGUGGUUGAAUCCAACGUUCCGAAAGCUCGUCGUGAGCACGAUUUUCGGUAGAGUCGGGAAACGAGGGAGCUCAAGAAUGAUUAAUCGGCCAUGGGUGUACAGGAAUUUACCAGCGAAGAGUCAAAUCGAGAAACUGAACGACUCACAAGCGCCCGUAACCGCGGAAACGUUAAUGACCAAUGUACCGUCCAAGUUGAAAGAAUUAAGCUUGGUCACAAACGAGUACAACCUCCAGGCAAAGCAAAUGACAACACAAUCAGAUUCGAAACUAAUUGAGUACGACGAUGGCGACACAUUUGUCUAGCGAUAUCUCUAUUAGGA
Messenger RNA from Cylicocyclus nassatus, 365 nucleotides. NCBI's taxonomy places the organism in Eukaryota, Metazoa, Nematoda, Chromadorea, Rhabditida, Strongylidae. The record is from the annotation of a GenBank genome assembly.